AUGGAAAUGUCUCCAUUUCUGUGGCUGUGCCUUUUCCUGCCCCCGGGGAGGGGACACAGCCUGUUCACCUGUGAGCCAAUCACUGUCCCCAGGUGCAUGAAAAUGGCCUACAAUAUGACAUUCUUCCCUAACCUGAUGGGCCAUUAUGACCAGAGCAUCGCCGCUGUGGAAAUGGAGCACUUUCUGCCUGUUGCAAAUCUUGAAUGUUCACCAAACGUUGAAAUAUUCCUUUGCCACGCUUUCGUACCACCCUGCACGGAGCAGAUCCACGUGGCUCCCCCUUGCCGUAAACUAUGUGAGGAAGUGUAUUCUGACUGCAAAACCUUAAUGGACACGUUUGGGAUCCGGUGGCCCGAAGAACUUGAAUGUAACAGAUUGCCACACUGUGACGCCACUGUUCCUGUAACUCCUGAUCCACACACAGAGCUCCUGGGUCCUCAGAGGAAAACAGAACAAGUCCCAAGAGACAUUGGCUUUUGGUGUCCAAAGCAUCUUAAGGCUUCCGGAGAACAAGGCUAUAAGUUUCUGGGGAUCAACCCCAGUGCCCCUCCCUGCCCCAACAUGUAUUUUAAAACUGAUGAGCUGGACUUUGCCAAAAGUUUCAUAGGGAUAGUUUCAAUAUUUUGUCUCUGUGCAACUCUGUUCACAUUCCUUACAUUUUUAAUUGACGUUAGAAGAUUCAGGUACCCAGAGAGACCAAUCAUCUAUUACUCCGUCUGUUACAGCAUUGUUUCUCUCAUGUACUUUGUUGGGUUUCUGCUGGGCAACACCACAGCGUGUAAUAAGGCGGAUGAGAAGCUGGAGCUCGGGGACACGGUUGUUCUGGGAUCGAAGAAUAAGGCUUGCAGCGUGGUCUUUAUGUUUUUGUAUUUUUUCACAAUGGCAGGCACCGUGUGGUGGGUGAUUCUCACCGUCACUUGGUUCUUGGCUGCAGGAAGAAAGUGGAGCUGUGAGGCCAUUGAACAAAAAGCGGUGUGGUUCCACGCGGUCGCCUGGGGCACGCCUGGUUUUCUCACCGUCAUGCUGCUUGCUAUGAACAAAGUUGAGGGGGACAAUAUUAGCGGGGUUUGCUUCGUUGGCCUCUACGACCUGGAUGCCUCUCGCUACUUUGUCCUUCUGCCUCUGUGUCUCUGUGUGUUUGUUGGGCUGUCUCUCCUUCUAGCUGGCAUCAUUUCCGCAAACCCAGGAGCUCGACCAGACCUGGCUUUAUUUAUGAUAAAAUAUCUGAUGACAUUAAUCGUUGGCAUCUCUGCAGUCUUCUGGGUUGGAAGCAAAAAGACCUGCACAGAAUGGGCCGGCUUCUUCAAACGAAACCGCAAGCGAGAGGUAAGUCCAAAGAGUGACCUCACUGAAACCGGCCUGGUGAAGAGCAGCAGCCUGCAGGUCCCCAGUUCUUCACUGCAGGUCCCCAGUUCUUCAGACCCAGCCAGCCCCAAGGGUUCCACUUCUCUGCUCGCUCACCCGGCUUCUGGAGUUAGGAGAGAGCAGGGUGCUGCCGGCCAUCCGGACACAUGA
Molecule: messenger RNA, 1515 nt
Organism: Cricetulus griseus (Chinese hamster)
Lineage: Eukaryota; Metazoa; Chordata; Mammalia; Rodentia; Cricetidae
Source: RefSeq, a predicted model, not a curated record